UAAGCGCCGUGUUUUUACUGAUGAGGAGCGAUGUCAAACAGUCUGCCUCAAUCUUCAAGCGUAACGUUCGUCAAAUUCGCCAUUGGCUCGAGGAAGAGUCAGCUUCUGCCGCUAAAAGAGAGCUAUAUGCUUAUCAAUCCACAUAAACACCAUUGCUCUAGGUCUUAUCGGAGCUCAGAGCCUACAGUUUAAAGGUUGAUCCUCUGAGCAUAAGGCCAUAAGCUACUCAAGCUGCAAGGAGGACAAGCAGUAGUCUGACUCAUUUUGAAAUUGUUAUCAGAAGCUGUGGCCACUUCAACCUCUGUGAGUGCGAGCCAAAUCGGAGAAUAGGCUAGAAAAGGGAACUGAUGGCAGGCAGUGGUGGAAAUCUUAGUUCCAAUCAGUCAUCUGUGUCUCAUCAAGCUCCGAAAAUCCUAUUAGCCAAACCUGGACUUGUUUCCGCCGGUAAGUUCAACCGUGGUGGACCUGACGAUGAUUCUGCAGCUCACCGCCCACGUCUUCCCUCCAUUGGAUCUCUUAAUCUUCUCUCUGACACCUGGGAUUUCCUCACGGAUCGUUUUCUACCGUUUCUAACGGAUAAUACAGACUUUACAGUAGUGGGUGUGAUUGGUCCUCCAGGGGUUGGGAAGUCGACGAUAAUGAACGAAAUUUAUGGUUUUGAUGCUAGUUUGCCUGGAACUCUUCCUCCGUUUGCCAUAGAAACAGAAGAAACAAGGGCUAUGGCAAAACAUUGUACGGUUGGCAUUGAACCACGGGUUUCAUCUGAACGGAUUAUACUGCUUGAUACACAGCCUGUUUUUAGCCCCUCGGUUUUGGCUGAAAUGAUUAGACCAGAUGGCUCAUCCACCAUACCCAUAAUAAGCGGUGAAUCUUUAUCGGCUGAGCUAGCUCAUGAACUAUUGAGCAUCCAGCUUGGUGUUCUUCUGGCAUCCAUUUGUCACAUUAUAUUGGUGGUAUCAGAUGGAAUCCAUGAUGCUAGCAUGUGGCAACUCAUGUCAACGGUUGAUUUGCUAAAGCAUGGGAUACCUGAUCCAUCAUCUUUAACCCUUUCUCAUCCUCAAAGCUCUGAGAAAGAAAACAGAGACAGAAUUCUAGAUAGUGGAGGAGAGUACAUGGCUGAUCCAGUUUUUGUGCAUACAAAGCUAUGCACUGAAGAUCUAGCACCAUGUAAUCUUGUUCAACUGAAGAAGGCACUAACACAAUUCUUUUGCUUGUCAUCCUUUGUGAGAUCAGAAAACCACAACACUGCUAAAGAGAGUCAAGUUUCUGCUGUUUCUUCCAACGUUCAAAGUGCUGGUCGAGAAUCUGAAUUUUUAAAAUUAUUUCUAAUUCCAUCUAGAAAUAAGGAUGAUUCCUUGAAGCCUCAAUAUGAAAGCCACAUUUCAGCAUUAUGGAAUUUGCGGGAUCAGGUUUUGUCAAAGAGAGGUCCGUCUUUCUCAAGGACUGUGUCUGAGCGUGAUUGGGUGAAAAAUUCUGCCAAGAUAUGGGAAAUUAUUAGGAAUUCUUCCAUUAUUGUGGACUAUUGCAGAACUCUUCAAAGUUCAGGCAUGUUUAGGAGGUAAUAAUAGCUUUAAAUUUUUCU
Messenger RNA from Solanum verrucosum, 1582 nucleotides. RefSeq lists its product as uncharacterized. Gene Ontology annotation, biological process: nuclear-transcribed mRNA catabolic process, nonsense-mediated decay. The record is from RefSeq and is a predicted model, not a curated record. The transcript is spliced from 2 exons. Lineage: Eukaryota; Viridiplantae; Streptophyta; Magnoliopsida; Solanales; Solanaceae. Bases 348 to 1562 code for a protein of 404 amino acids.